UCACCGGGCUCUCUUCGUCCUCCUCGCGGCGGCCCGAGAUGGCGGAGGCCUUGAAUCAUUUUAAAAAAGACUACAGAGCAAGAUUCUGCCAUAGAGGAGGAAGUAAGAUUGAUGUACAGCCAGGUCAAAACAUACUGAAAGUCAUACAGGAUUGUUUUGAAAAUUGUGACAGUGAUCUUACAAUAAGCUCUCCAAGUGCAACCUGUUGCUCAACUCCUAUUGUCAGAAAUGAGAGGAGAGCUUCAGUACAGAGGCAAAGGCCAAAGACAGAGUUAACUAACUCUGUGAAAAAAGCCUGUGAUUCUGCAGAGUCCUCACCUGCAUCAGCACUAAAACCGGUCAGCAGCACAGGAUGUUCACAUGAGUUACCCCUGAAGCCUGCAAUACAUGAUUAUAUAGCUGAUUCUAAAAAAACAAAGUCUCCUGUGUCUAGAAGAAAAACAAAUACUAUAUUGAAAGACGUUGAAGCACUGUGCAAAAGUCCUGCUUUGGUUCUGGACCCUGACGAUGAUCAUGAGUCUGUUGAAUCGCCUCUUCUUGUGGAGGAAGCAAAUAGUUCUCCUGUGCAUACAUUACAUUUUGAUGACCAAAAUACUCCUGCUGCAGUGAAGAGCCACAAGGAAGUUGAAAAUUUGGAAGGACCUCAGUCUGGGAGAGAUAAGCAGGUUGUUCUCACGCAAGGAACAGAAUGUACUUCUAAGUCUUCUGUGCAGAUAGAGAAGUCUUUCUCUUCGGCCAUCUUAGCAGCUGUAACAAAAGGAACGCUUGUAAAAAGGUAUUCAGUCUCGAUAUCGCCACCAUCACCGCCUCCUGUAAAAGAUAAAGAUACAGAAAGAGAAAAUGAAUGUGACUUUUUAAUUGAUGAAUCAGAUGAUGUAUCUGUUGGUUCUUGGAUUUCAAUACCCUAUAAGAACAAAAAAUCUAAACAAGAUGGCUCUGCAGCUUCUGUUUCUAAAUCUCAGCCUUCUGAAAAAAAGAAGACAGGGAGUAAGAAGGGCAAGAACAGAAAAGCACAGGUUGAAGCACUUACUGAACAGAAAAGGGAUGAUUUGGAUGUCAGAGUACAAGACUUGAGACAAACAUCAGAAUCAGAUCCAGUCUCUAACAGUGAAGGAAAGGUCCUUAAAUCUCAAAAGAAAAACAGUACUCAUAAGGGAAAGACUAAGAAGGAUGCAUUUAUGCAAGUCUCUCCAAACCAGACAAAGGACAUGUCUUGGAAACGAAAAGCUGAAGGACUGAUGUCAACACGGUCUGGAUUGAAAAGAAAAGCAUCUGAUGCAGAACAGUGUAAAACAAGGGUGAUGCCAAGUGAGGAUUUGCUUAUGCCCUCAUCUGGACAUGAGCAAGAGCAGACUGUGUCUCCAAGAAAGAAUCUCAAGUCCCCCAUCUAUCUGCAGUCGGCUUCAAAAGCUUCUCAGAGUUUAGUUCACAAGAAACAAACUGCUAAGCAGAAACUUCCAAAAGAUAGAGUACCUAAGAGACUGGCAGAAAGUCCAAGGAAGAAGCUGAAAAAAUCUGGCAAGAAAAGUAGUAAUAAAAAGCCUCAGUUACAAAGAGAGGAGAGUUCUGACAGUGAACCUGGUGAAGAAGAGUUUGGAAAAGAGCCUGUAAAAUUGAAUGAAGUGUUUUACUCACCCCUGCAUCAGAAAUUACAGACUAUGGUGAGUCCAAAGUUGGCUAAGUCUGAAAAGCCUAAAAAUGUAUUGCACACUUUGGAGUCACUUGAUGGUGCAAGUAACAAAACUCCUGUGAAAGCACUGCAUCAUCUCACAGACAGUGUGAAGAAUUCUGAAAAGAAACGAUUGUCAGCUAAAUCUUCAGGGAAGAAACCCAAAAUGACUAAUCGCAGAACCAAUAAAGGUGUUUGCACAAGCCCUGAGGGCACUGUGUUUCAAAUGGAUUCUGACGGCUGUUCUGUACGGGACAUGGCAAGAGAAGAAAAUAAGUCAUCAGACAUGAAAAUAAAAAGUAACAAAAGAAAACAUAACACACAACAUGGACUACAAGAUUUCUUUGCAACUGAGAAGGCUACGAACCAUGGAAGUGGGCCUGCUGUGGACCAUUGUGAUAAAUGUGCUUCCAGCAGUAAGUCUUGUGAACGGGAUAGUACAUCUUCAGAUAGUUCUGAAGACUGGGAUUCUCAAGUAAGAGAUCUGUUGUCAGACCACGGAGCAAAGCAUAAAAUAGUAAUGCCUUCCAAUACACCUAAUGUUCGUCGGACAAAAAGGAUACGACUACGACCUCUGGAAUAUUGGCGAGGCGAGCGUGUAAACUAUACGAUGAGGCCUUCAGGAGGGCUUGUGAUUAGUGGAAUAGUGUGUCCAGAAGCAGAAACUUUCUGCAACAUUAAACAAAGGAAUGGUGGUCACAAGCAGAAACGAGAUGAAACAAGAAGUGAGAUACCCUCAAAUUUGGAUCGCACCCUAGCUGAUACUUCGAAGCCAACCACUGUGCUGGACCCAGUAACAAAUCAGGAAGUGCUUUUAGAAUGUGUUAACACUGAAAGCAGUCACUCAUGCUUCUUCAAAGAUGAAUCAGUAGAAAUAUAUAAAAAUUUGAAUACAUCUGAUUUUGCCACUGGUAGAUUGAUUCUGAAACCACUUAAAGAAAAGGGGCACCAGUUUGUCCACAUGGAUACAAUAGCUUUCCAUGUUAUCUACGGCAAAAUUAUUGUUACCUUACAUAAGACAUCAUAUUGUCUGACUACAGGGGACUACUUCUAUGUUCCAGCAGGCAAUGGAUAUAACAUACGUAAUCUUCUGAACAAAGACAGUGUUCUUCUCUUCACACAACUUAAAGACAGGAAAUUCCAUGUGCACCUGCUGCCAGUGUGAUGCACUGCGUCCUGCUAUGCAAGUUGGCAGUUGUCUCGAAGUAUCUGUCAAAGGUGUGCUUUUGUCUCUUUUUUCUUUUUUUUUUUUUUUUCCUCUUUCUUCCUGUUGGAGUGGGCUGUGGCAUGAGGCAUUCACCUGCCACUGUUUCAGUUUAGCUGCUAUAUCAAGUUUCAAUCUGCUCCUUCAUUUUUUUGUCUUGCUGCCUAAAAUAUUUUCUUGCCUUUUUUGAAUGAAUUUCCCUUACCAAAGGUUUCUUUUUUAUCUUUGUGCUGCUUGAAAGGAUUAUUAUAUUUUUCUAAUUUAAUUCCAGGUAUUUGAAUUAUUUCGGAGUAGUUCUUGUGCCUGAAGGUUCCUUUGCUGUGUCUUCAAGCUUUGCAUGGGCCCUGGCAAAACUCCCAAUUUUCUGACUUGGAGGAGUGAUGCAAAGCUUCCUUUGGCUGCCAUUCUUUGAAAGACAUUUGUGUAGUUUCAAUCCCAAGAGGUCAGUUUAGGAUGUCACUGGCGAAGCAUUAGUUAUCAUCAUCAUCUGCUAUUUUCCGGAUUGCAGAAUCAGAACUGAGACUGCUUCAGGCUGGCAUGGUUGCCCUUGAGCCUCACCCAUCUGUUGAGGCUGGCUCUGCAGUGCUGAAAGAAUCCGUCCCAGCACCAUUCCCCUGGCCAGACCUGUCCUACAGCAUUGUAGCAUUGUGCUUUUUGCUCCUGUAGUGCAAAUUCAGUGCACUGGUGACUUCCUCUGCCUUGGCACAAUUUUGCCGUGGCUCUGCUGUCACUUAGGCUCUAGGCCAUACCCUGGGUUUGGAUUGGCAGGCGAGGCCAGGCACUCACCCGCUCUUACAUCUUCAUUCCUCUUGCUAGUGGGGAUGGUGUUUGGCACCAGCUGGUUUUCGCACAGAGGUCUGGCAUGGCAGUGUGUGCCCAUUGCUGCAGAUAUGAAUGUGGACACAUAUGCCCUCUUGCUCCCCAUUGCUGCUUGAUUUUUCUGGUAAAUGCCAGGAGAAAAUAAUUUUCCUGGGUUUCAUGUUUCUGUGGUGUCUAAGGAGGAGCCUGAGCUGAGGCUGGGAGAGCUGGGUGGUCAUUCAGUAUCACCUUCAUACAUUUCUCUCACAGACAGAGCUGAGACCUGACUGUCUGUGGGUUGGGAGUGUGUGUUUGCAAAGUACAUUACAGUAUUUGUGUACAGACUUGGCAUCCUCAUUGCUGUUGUUGCUGUGGAGAGGUCAGGAGGAACAGAAGAGAUCAGGAGACAAAAGCUCAUAUAUGGAGAAAGAGCUGCUCUGACUGCAGGGCAACUGGCUCUAGGUGGUCCUGCCUGAGCAGGAGGGUUGGACCAGAUGACUCCCAGAGGUCCCUUCCCAACCUCAACCAUUUUGUGAAAACUGAGACUCCUAUGCUAUGGAAGCUGCUCUUCUGUAAGUUUAGUUCAUGCUUGUGUUGGGAAGACCCUUCUGCCACACACCUCAGGCGGAGGGACCUCUCCUGUGUCACACAGCAGGCUGUGAAUGGGCCAACCGGAAGAGUGUGGAGUGUGCCAGAGCACUUGGCUGCUGGUGAACAGCCACUCUUUUCCCUUUCUCUUGUGAUUUGAGCCCAGAGGGCAACUGAGCACCACACAGCUCACCCCUUCCCCCUCAGGGGUGGGGAGAAGUACAACAAAAGGCUCUGGGGUGCAGAUAAGGACAGGGAGGGUUAAAGACCAGAGUAGGACAGAGAGGAA
Molecule: messenger RNA, 4548 nt
Organism: Athene cunicularia (burrowing owl)
Lineage: Eukaryota; Metazoa; Chordata; Aves; Strigiformes; Strigidae
Gene: CENPC
Product: centromere protein C
Exons: 19
Coding region: 39-2834 (931 amino acids)
Biological process (GO): attachment of mitotic spindle microtubules to kinetochore; kinetochore assembly; spindle attachment to meiosis I kinetochore
Cellular component (GO): kinetochore
Molecular function (GO): centromeric DNA binding
Source: RefSeq, a predicted model, not a curated record